This is a messenger RNA of Mycosarcoma maydis (corn smut), 1362 nucleotides long. RefSeq lists its product as uncharacterized. Lineage: Eukaryota; Fungi; Basidiomycota; Ustilaginomycetes; Ustilaginales. Bases 1 to 1362 code for a protein of 453 amino acids. Gene Ontology annotation, molecular function: FAD binding; monooxygenase activity. The record is from RefSeq and is a predicted model, not a curated record. The transcript has a single exon.
AUGUCCAACUCAUCCUCAUUCAAGCAGCUCAACGUCGCAGUGCUUGGAGGCGGCAUCGGCGGCUUCUCGGCUGCUCUCGCCCUCCGUCGUGCAGGUCACAAGUGCACCGUAUACGAGAGACGUGGCUUCGACGUAGAGGUGGGCGCUUCGAUCUCUUGCGCAGCUAACGGUACCCAAUGGCUUCACGACUGGAACGUCGAUGUAGCUUCCGGUCGACCGGUGAUCCUCAUGGAGCUCACCAUGCGUGACUGGCAAACCGGCGAAAUCCUCAAUCAAUAUCACCUCGAUGACUACGAAAAGACAUGGGGUAAUGUCUACAACAUGUUCCACCGUCAGGAUAUGCACAAGAUGCUCAUGGACACCGCCAUCGCCAACGACGGAGCAGGCACACCCGUCCAGAUUGUCAUGGACCACAUCGCCGAGGAUGUCGACACCGAGGCUGGCGUCAUCACGUUCCGCAACGGCAACAAGGUCACCGCCGACCUCAUCAUUGGCUCGGACGGUAUCCGAUCCAAGGCUCGUGUUGCGAUCGGCGUUACUCCUGACGUAAAGUCGGCUCCACAGACCUGCUACCGUUGCAACGUUAGCAAGGAGGAGGUGGAGCGUCUUGGCCUCACUUGGGCCGCUGAUCCCGCCAUCCAAUUCUGGGGCGGUUUCCCAAAGCCUGAUCUCAACCAGUACUACAAGAUCGUCAUGAGCCCAUGUGCAGGCGGUGACGUGGUCUCGUUCUACUGCUUUAUGCCUACCGAGCUCACCAAGCACCAGUCGGAAGGUUUCGUCUUUGAAGAGGUGCCGCCCGAGGAGAUUUUGGCCGGAGACUACUCGAAGCUCGACCCGCUCUGCGUCAAGCUCAUCCAAAACUCGGUCGAACGCAAGCCGUGGCGAUUGUACGUCCACCAGCCCUACUCGCACUGGUACAAGAAGCAGACGUGCAUCCUCGGCGAUGCUGCGCACCCCAUGAUGCCUCACCAGUCCCAAGGUGCUUGCCAAGCCAUCGAGGAUGCCGCUGCUCUCGGUAUUAUUUUCUCGAAAGAGUACAACUUUACCAGCAACAUCGAGGCUGGUCUCAAGCUCUAUCAGGACAUUCGAAAGCCACGUGCGACACGCGUCCAGCAGGCGUCCACCGCUGCACUAGAGAAUCUCAACGAGCGCAUCGGCUUUUCAUCGCUCAGCGCACCCGAUGCGGCGCUGGCGGCCAAGGAGAACAAGCUGACCGUCAACGAGAUGAACACCUACGACAUGAAGAAGCACAUCCGCGAGACUGUAUACCCCAGCCAAACCGCCGUCACGAGCGAAUCCAAGAGCGCUGUAAACGCGAGCGUUAUGCCAGCAAGCUCAGCAGCGAUUGCUGCUGAUGCAUAG